UUCUACCACUAUUCCUCGGAUUCCAUGAUCGUUGCUGCGCGGUGAGUUGUCCGAGUUAUGGUCACUUCAAAAAUUUCGAUAAUAUGGCAUCAAUAGACGACGACUCGUUUCAUGAAGUUAAUUCGCAUUUUGUUGAUGCUGUGCAAAAGUCAGAAUGGAUUCCUUUGUCUCUUACUUUAGUCGAGUACCCCCAAGGUGAUUUGGUUGGAAAAUUUUUAGCUCUAAUAAGUUUAGUACCAUUUGCUAUUAUAGCUGGUUUUAUAACAUUGAUUCUUUUUAGAAGAGAUUUACACACAAUUACAUUUUUUAGCGGUGUUAUAAUUAAUGAAUGUGUCAAUUUUAUAUUAAAACACACAAUCUGUGAAGCAAGGCCAAUGAGACGUGACAGUGUUUAUGUUGAAUAUGGUAUGCCCUCAAUGCAUGCACAAUUUAUGUGGUUUUUCACUGCAUAUACCACAUUCUUCAUAUGUGUCAGAUUACAUCACAAUAAUAAUAGUAGCAUUUCUGAAAGAUUUUGGAGAAUUACUAUCAUAGCCACUUGCAUAAUUAUUGCUAUUUUAGUGACAUACAGUAGAGUUUAUUUAUUAUACCACACUAUUUCUCAAGUUCUAUGUGGUACAUUCAUAGGUAUUAUAUUGGGAACAGUAUGGUUCAUAAUUACACAUAUAGUUCUUACACCAAUUUUUCCUGUAAUUGUUUCAUGGCGGAUAUCAGAAUAUCUAUUACUUCGUGAUACAACAUUAAUUCCUAAUAUCCUUUGGUUUGAAUAUACAAAUAUUCGAACAGAGGCACGAGCGCGUUCAAGGAAACUUGUAUCAAUGAAGUCGCAAUGACGCCUAAUGUCCGGCCAA
Molecule: messenger RNA, 851 nt
Organism: Habropoda laboriosa
Lineage: Eukaryota; Metazoa; Arthropoda; Insecta; Hymenoptera; Apidae
Product: dolichyldiphosphatase 1-like
Exons: 5
Coding region: 84-833 (249 amino acids)
Biological process (GO): lipid biosynthetic process; protein N-linked glycosylation
Cellular component (GO): intracellular membrane-bounded organelle; endoplasmic reticulum membrane
Molecular function (GO): dolichyldiphosphatase activity
Source: RefSeq, a predicted model, not a curated record